AAGUUAGUCUUCAACUACUUUCAUUCAUUCAUAAAUCUUCAAAUUCUGAUCUCAACAUUUACUUCAAUCAAUGGCAACGGAUCGUACAACACCACACCAAAUCCAAGUUCACACAACAACACGCCGUUACGAUACUAUUACCCCUCCAUUGCAUUAUGAAGGCGGUGGUGGAGUUGCAACUCAUCAUUACUCAGACAACAAAAGUCCAUCAACCUCUCAAGUUCUUGCCGUGAUUACCGGCCUUCCUGUUGGUGGCAUACUACUUGCACUUGCUGGACUGUCUCUCCUCGGAACUCUCACCGGACUUGCAGUGACAACCCCGCUUUUCAUCCUGUUCAGCCCCGUGAUUGUUCCGGCCACGAUUGUCAUUGGUUUGGCAGUUGCCGGCUUUUUGACGUCGGGAGCUUUCGGGCUUACGGCUCUUUCCUCGUUCUCAUGGGUCAUGAAUUACAUAAGGCAGACUCAAGGGACUGUGCCUGAGCAACUCGAGUCGGCCAAGCAGGGGAUGGCAGAUGUGGUGGGUUAUGUGGGGCAGAAGACAAAGGAGGCGGGGCAAAAGACUAAGGAAGUUGGACAAGAUAUACAGUCAAAAGCUCAGGAUGCAAAGAAAACAUCAACAACAACAACGGCAACAACGGCAGCAUGAGGAAAUGGACGAGGGUUUGGUUUAGUGUUUUUGGGGUUUAUGUGUGAAAAUAAUAAACUAUGUAUUGUUAUGUGGGCUUGCACUUUCUUUGUGUUUUGUAGGUAAAGUUUGUGUGUUUUGUGAUCUUGUUGUGUUUUAGAGGCUCGUGAAUGAUUUGUUGUUUUUCAUUGUUGAAUUCAAUAUGUAAUCUAGUGUUUUAUGUUGUGUAAUAUGUAAUGUAAUCCUUUCUUUCUAGUCGAUCCAGGGCAAAUAUAUAUUUCUUAAAGAA
Messenger RNA from Medicago truncatula (barrel medic), 914 nucleotides. RefSeq names its product oleosin Ara h 10.0102. Lineage: Eukaryota; Viridiplantae; Streptophyta; Magnoliopsida; Fabales; Fabaceae. The record is from RefSeq and is a predicted model, not a curated record. The transcript has a single exon. Gene Ontology annotation, biological process: seed oilbody biogenesis; lipid storage; response to freezing. Gene Ontology annotation, cellular component: monolayer-surrounded lipid storage body; membrane. The coding region runs from base 71 to 646 and encodes 191 amino acids.